Molecule: messenger RNA, 621 nt
Organism: Miscanthus lutarioriparius
Lineage: Eukaryota; Viridiplantae; Streptophyta; Magnoliopsida; Poales; Poaceae
Source: the annotation of a GenBank genome assembly
AUGCCUUCAUUAUCCUCCACAUCAAAAGCUAUAGUGCCAUCUAUAGUGGUGGCAGCAAGAUCAAAGCCAAUGCUCCUUAGUCAGAAGAGCUCGAAGGAGGGCGUCGGCAGCGCGGCGGCGGCGGGGAGUGGCCGCGGCGGCGGCGGCAGCAGAGAGCAGGAGCACGCGCGGCUCGGGGAGAGGGAUCAGCAGGAGUGGCUCAGCGGCGAGCGGUUCAUCACCGGCUGCAAGCGGCGGGAGUCGCCGUUCCUCACCAAGCGGGAUCGCUUCCGCAACGAGUUCCUGCGCCGCGUCGUGCCGUGGGACAAGACCGGCGUCUCGUGGAACAGCUUCCCGUACUACGUCGAUCAGAAUGCGAGGCAGCUGCUGAGCGAGUGCGUGGCAUCGCACCUGCGGCACAAGGAUGUAGCUCUGGAGUACGGUUCAGGGCUUCAGUCCUCCAGUGGGAGGAUAUUGCUCCAGAGCUUGCCAGGGACUGAACUCUACCGCGAGAGAUUUGUGAGGGCUCUUGCCAAUGAGUUGUGUGCACCAUUAUUGGUUCUGGACAGCAGUGUUCUAGCACCAUAUGAUUGUGCGAAGACUGUUCAGAGAGUGAGGGAGAGGAUAAUCAUUCAGAGGUAG